This is a messenger RNA of Parnassius apollo (apollo), 1149 nucleotides long. Lineage: Eukaryota; Metazoa; Arthropoda; Insecta; Lepidoptera; Papilionidae. The record is from the annotation of a GenBank genome assembly.
AUGUUCUCGAAAGUUUUAGCUCUGAGCGCCGUACUGGCAGUGUCUGCGGCAGGUCUCUUGCCUCAGCAACACUACUCAUCAGCGGCAGCUGUCUCCUCACAGAGCAUCGUGCGUCACGACCAACCUCAGGCUAUUCACUCUGCACCCGUCGCCAUACAUGCCGCCCCUCUCGCCUACCACGCUGCUCCAGUUGCCACUUAUGCGGCUCCCGCCCGUUAUUCCGCCGGCCAUGCUGUGUCCUCUCAAACAAUCUUGCGUCACGAUCAGCCCCAUGCCGCAAUCGGAUUUGCUCCUGUAUCCUACGCAGCAGCACCAGCGCACUACGCCGCGCCUAUCAUCAGCCAUGCUGCUCCCGUGACCAAGCUUGUUGCCACCGCACAACACGAGGAAUACGCUCAUCCUAAAUACGACUUCGCAUACUCCGUGGCUGAUGGACACACUGGCGACAACAAGUCCCAGCACGAGAGCCGCGAUGGUGAUGCUGUGCACGGCGAGUACUCGCUGCUUGAAGCUGAUGGCUCAGUUUUAGCUCUGAGCGCCGUACUGGCAGUGUCUGCGGCAGGUCUCUUGCCUCAGCAACACUACUCAUCAGCUGCAGCUGUCUCCUCACAGAGCAUCGUGCGUCACGACCAACCUCAGGCUAUUCACUCUGCACCUGUCGCCAUACAUGCCGCCCCUCUCGCCUACCACGCUGCUCCAGUCGCCACUUAUGCGGCUCCCGCCCGUUAUUCCGCCGGCCAUGCUGUGUCCUCUCAAACAAUCUUGCGUCAUGAUCAGCCCCAUGCUGCAAUCGGAUUUGCUCCUGUAUCCUACGCGGCAGCACCAGCGCACUACGCCGCGCCUAUCAUCAGCCAUGCAGCUCCCGUGACCAAGCUUGUUGCCACCGCACAACACGAGGAAUACGCUCAUCCUAAAUACGACUUCGCAUACUCCGUGGCCGAUGGACACACUGGCGACAACAAGUCCCAGCACGAGAGCCGCGAUGGUGAUGCUGUGCACGGCGAGUACUCGCUGCUUGAAGCUGAUGGCUCAGUACGCAGCGUGCAGUACACCGCUGACGACCACAACGGCUUCAACGCUGUAGUCAGCCACACCGCUCCCGCACAUCACUCUGCUCCCGCACCCACGCAUAUUCUCGCUCAUCAUUAA